Myzus persicae (green peach aphid) is the source of this 1132-nucleotide messenger RNA. It is a transcript of the gene MED10, whose product is annotated as mediator of RNA polymerase II transcription subunit 10. Gene Ontology annotation, biological process: positive regulation of transcription by RNA polymerase II. Gene Ontology annotation, cellular component: chromatin; mediator complex. Gene Ontology annotation, molecular function: transcription coregulator activity. The record is from RefSeq and is a predicted model, not a curated record. The coding region runs from base 177 to 830 and encodes 217 amino acids. The transcript is spliced from 4 exons. NCBI's taxonomy places the organism in Eukaryota, Metazoa, Arthropoda, Insecta, Hemiptera, Aphididae.
ACGCUAAGUGAUUAGUCGUAGUGUAGUCGGUCGGCGGCUAUGUUAAGUACUCUAUAUUAAAACAUUAGUGAGUUAAGAUUUUACAUUUCAGUUUCCAUUUUUUUUAAAUUACUACUAUGAUAUAUGUCAUACGUAAAUAAUUGAUCAUCGUCUCGUUUCAAUCAGAUAUCGUGAUAAUGGCUUCGUCGAGUUCAUCGUCGCCGUUGGAAGACUUGGAAACCCAGUUGGAAAUGUUUGUGGAAAAUGUGCGACAAAUACGAAUAAUAGUAGCCGACUUCCAACCCCAAGGGCAGACUGUAUUGAAUCAAAAAAUUCAAAAUGCCGUCACUGGUUUACAAGAAAUUAAUAAACUGAAAUCUAAUGUACAAGACAUUCAUGUACCUUUGGAGGUAUUUGAGUAUAUUGAUAGAGGGCGUAACCCUCAGCUUUAUACUAAGGACUGUAUAGAAAAAGCCUUACAUAAAAAUGAACAGGUCAAAGGAAAGAUUGAUGCUUUGAAAAAAUUCAAAGCCAAUGUACUCACGGACUUGGGACAAACAUUCCCUAAUGAACUUAAUAAGUAUAGAGCAUUACGUAGCAAUUGUUAUGGGGGACCAAAUUCCCAACAGCAACAGCAAAGCUUACUUGGAGGAUCAAGUUUAUCAAUUCAACAGCAGCAGCAACAGUUAAACAAUGCUUCUUCCAUAGUGUCAUCUGCCUCUUCUUGCUUAACUAACUCUCAACAACAAUCAAAUUCCCCGAAUAUUACAUCAUUAUUGGGCUGUGAUGGUGUUUCCACUGUAUCUGCUGGCAGUAACAGUAACAAUAUCGGGGGCCCUACAGGUACCUAGUAUUAAUUGCUUAUGUCUUUUAAAUUGUGUAUAUAUAUACAUUGUAAUUAAUAAUUUCAAGAUUUGAGAUCUUAAAUUGUGUUUUUGUGAAUUAUAAAUUUACUCAUUUAUUAUUUUCUACCAAUAUACCAAUAAGGUUGGUAAUAAUAAUGGGUGGCGAACAAUAUUGAUAAAUUUAGUACUUUUUAUAUCAAUCUUAACUACCUAACUUUUUUGUAGACAUUAAUUAGUUUAAUUGAAUUACUAUUAUAGAUUAACAAUAUAGGUACAAAUUUUUUUUUAUUAUUAUUAUUUUGAGUUUA